Molecule: messenger RNA, 3871 nt
Organism: Jaculus jaculus (lesser Egyptian jerboa)
Lineage: Eukaryota; Metazoa; Chordata; Mammalia; Rodentia; Dipodidae
Gene: Cdk17
Product: cyclin dependent kinase 17
Exons: 16
Coding region: 143-1714 (523 amino acids)
Biological process (GO): protein phosphorylation
Cellular component (GO): nucleus; cytoplasm
Molecular function (GO): ATP binding; protein kinase activity
Source: RefSeq, a predicted model, not a curated record
GGCUGCCGGGCCGCUGGGAGCGGGACGCGCAUCCGGUUGCCGCGGGCGUUGACGGAGCCGCUUUCCCCUUCGCGCCUCGCCUCGCCUCGGGACGCGCUCCCCCGGACUCGCUGGAUAUUUCAAGCCACAUUCAACUGAUAGGAUGAAAAAAUUUAAGAGAAGAUUAUCCCUCACACUUCGAGGAAGCCAGACUAUUGAUGAAUCAUUGUCUGAAUUGGCUGAACAAAUGACUAUCGAAGAAAACAGUAGCAAGGAUAAUGAGCCUAUUGUGAAGAAUGGCAGACCUCCAACGUCUCACAGUAUGCAUUCCUUCCUUCACCAGUACACAGGGUCUUUUAAGAAGCCCCCAUUGCGAAGACCCCACAGUGUUAUUGGAGGAAGCCUUGGUUCGUUCAUGGCAAUGCCUAGAAAUGGAAGCAGAUUAGAUAUUGUUCAUGAAAAUCUCAAAAUGGGAUCAGAUGGUGAGAGUGACCAAGCUUCUGGGACAUCAUCUGAUGAAGUCCAGUCGCCUACCGGUGUUUGUCUCAGAAAUCGUAUACAUAGACGGAUCUCAAUGGAGGAUUUAAAUAAGCGGUUAUCCCUGCCUGCAGAUAUCAGAAUUCCUGAUGGAUAUCUUGAAAAGUUGCAGAUCAACAGUCCACCAUUUGAUCAACCAAUGAGCCGAAGGUCUCGUAGAGCUUCUUUAUCAGAAAUUGGAUUUGGGAAAAUGGAAACCUACAUCAAAUUGGAAAAGCUUGGAGAGGGAACAUAUGCAACAGUGUAUAAAGGAAGAAGUAAAUUGACAGAAAAUUUGGUGGCAUUAAAAGAGAUUCGAUUGGAGCAUGAAGAAGGUGCGCCCUGUACAGCUAUAAGAGAAGUUUCUCUGUUGAAGGAUUUAAAACAUGCAAAUAUAGUAACCUUACAUGACAUUGUUCAUACAGAUAAAUCUUUGACUCUGGUCUUUGAGUAUCUGGAUAAAGACUUGAAGCAGUACAUGGAUGACUGCGGGAACAUCAUGAGCGCGCACAAUGUAAAGCUGUUUCUGUACCAAAUUCUACGUGGCUUGGCAUAUUGCCAUAGAAGAAAGGUAUUGCAUCGAGACUUGAAACCACAGAACCUCCUCAUCAAUGACAAAGGAGAGCUGAAGCUAGCCGACUUUGGACUAGCCAGAGCCAAAUCAGUUCCCACAAAGACCUAUUCAAAUGAAGUGGUCACACUGUGGUAUCGGCCACCUGACGUGCUUCUUGGUUCCUCAGAGUACUCAACACAGAUUGACAUGUGGGGAGUUGGUUGUAUUUUCUUUGAAAUGGCUUCUGGAAGACCCCUGUUUCCAGGAUCAACUGUAGAAGAUGAAUUGCACUUAAUUUUUCGACUACUAGGAACUCCAUCUCAGGAAACAUGGCCAAGUGUUUCUUCAAAUGAUGAAUUCAAGAAUUACAACUUUCCAAAAUAUAAGGCACAACCUCUAAUUAAUCAUGCACCCAGGUUAGACUCUGAAGGAAUUGAGUUGAUAACAAAAUUUCUUCAGUAUGAAUCUAAGAAAAGGGUUUCAGCAGAAGAAGCCAUGAAACAUGUAUACUUUCGCAGUCUGGGACCAAGAAUACAUGCUUUACCAGAAAGCGUCUCAAUAUUCAGUUUGAAAGAGAUUCAGUUGCAAAAGGACCCGGGUUUUCGAAAUUCUUCUUAUCCAGAGACAGGUGUGUUUGUCAUAAACCAUUUCACAUGUCAAUCAUGAAUUUUUGUGUGGACCCAAGCUUUUGGUUUAUAAGUUAAUCAGUAAAAUUAUUGAUGUAUAAACCAAUGUAUAGUACAUUCCAAAACUGUGUGUGUUUAGCAUUGCACGUACUCACUUUUCUGUAUGAUAUGGGCAGCUCAGUAAAUCUUCAGAGAGAAAUCUGACUCAGUCAAGUCAGAGAUCCUGAAAGCUGCAGAUGGCACAGAGACCUUUUACAAGUGACCUGGCUUGAUCACUGCACACGCCAUCCCUGGUGCCUGAGGCAGAAGACACACCUUGUGCUUCCUUAGUCAUCAGGUUCAUCGCUUCGAAGCAUAGAAGCUGUAGACUGACCCCAUCAACCAGAGGGUCAUUUAAGACAGUGUGAUCACUCUCACCGUGGAACAUUAGCUUUUGCUGGUGGGAACGUUAGCUUCCUAGAGUCGCCAGAUACUGUAUGUAGGAUAAAACUGAACCUUGAACUGCCUCAUAAAAUGACUUUAUAUUUUAGGACAUGUGAAGAACAGAAGACAGAGCAUGCUCUUUUAAGUCUGAUAACAUGGUUUCAAGCCCAGCCCCCAGCCUUUCUUACCAAUCAAGGACUCAAAUCUGAAGGCAAUUAUUUCUUUUGGUGGACUUGGAAUCUCCGUUUGUCUACACUGUCCUCUUCACAGUGGAGUCUUUUUAUUUCAGACUACAGAUUGUUUUUAUAUUUGUUGUCACAGUGUGACAAUUUUUUGUACAGUUGGUUUUAAGGUCUUCUCUGCCAGUAGAGCCAUUAGGUUACAGCUUUCGAUGUAACUGUAGCUGCAAUUUUUGUGCAGGACUGAGAAACACAGUGCAUUAUUUAUUGCGGAAUCAUUGCUGCUAAAUAACUACUGUCUGUUUAUUUAACAUAACAGUUGAAUGCCUAAAGAAGUUGCAGUGGCUUUAUUUGAUGUGAACGCAUCUGUUCUCCUCACAAUUUGUUUUACUGCUGCAUUUUUUGUUCGUUUGUUUUUAAAAUUAAACUGCAGUGUUUCCUGGAAUGUAUAUUUAGCUUUGCUUAACAGUAAAAUAAGUGAGCCAUCUUGAACACUCUAAGUUCAUGCUACAUAUAAUUUCUUAUUGAACAUUGGCAAAUAGAGUAGCUAAGCUACUGAUAAGCACAUGAUGCCUAGGAAAGCAUGUGAUGCAAAAGUUGAUUCAGGCAAGUGAAUAUCUGACACAUUGUGGGUUCUCACAUUAGACACCGAUAAAUUAAAACAUGAAAAUUAUUUAUUUUCUUUAUUCCUCCUUUUAGAAAUGUGUAUUAUAUAUUACUGGAUAUUUGUAUGCUAAUUCACUUAAUUAACUAUCUUACAUUGUGCUUUAAUUUAGUUAAAAUUUAACAAUUAAGUCCAUUCAGACAUGAAAGGUCUUCUUUGUUUUAAACACACAUGUAUUUUACUAGAAAAGAUGAUACUUCAUUGGGAAAUCGUUUAUUUCAUCUGGGGGCUUUGUGUGUUUCAAUAAAUUUCACUUGGAAUCAUCUGAAAGCUAUACUAUGAAAUGAGCCAUGAUAAAUUACAAAUGAGAGAAAUGAGAACUUAGAGCAUUGCUUUAAAGCUUUUGUAGGUAUUACCUGUUUUUCAGAGAUAUUAUUUCAGUUAAGCAUCUCCUUGAACAUCAUAAACACUUUGGUGUUGUUAACAGUGUUUUAAGCAUUUGUGUUCAUUUAAAAAUACUAUUGUUUAGUGCAUCUUACAAAUUAUAAAUAUUAAUUGGUAUAUUUUGAAAUGGUUGUGUAAAUUUUUGCCUUAUCAUGAAAGUAGUCAUAACUUAAUUUUGUUUCCUGCCAUUCACUGUAAAACAUUCAGGGGUCCUACCAUUUCUCUUCAGGAAAUCUUGUAGUUUUUAUUGUUAUUUAACAGUAUUAAGUGAGUUUUGUAUAUUUCAUUUUAACUUUAUUUGUGAAUAGUGAUUGUGGCAUGUUUCAGGGUGUUAUUUUAAUAUUUCAAGAUACUGAAAUUUUAAUUUUUUAAAAAAAUUCUGGAAGCAGAUUCAUGUGUAAUGGUGAAUAUUGGACCACUACUGCUUUUCACAUUUGUAAAUUGGUUUUAUGUUAAACCCUGAAUCCUAACAAACUGCUGUUAUUUCUAACUGACAGACAUGUAUUAAUAUUGUACCUUGAAGGUUAUAAAUAUUAUGUGAAAAUUC